UCUCAGCACCUAAACCAGAUAGCUCACUGUCAAUAGGUGGAGGAAUUGGUGGGGCAUUUGGAGGCCUUGGUGGAAUUGGAGAUGGAAAAGUUGAUGUUGAUGUCUCAGCACCUAAACCAGAUGGCUCACUGUCAGCAGGUGGAGGAAUUGGUGGGGGAUUUGGAGGCCUUGGUGGGGGAUUUGGAGGCCUUGGUGGAAUUGGAGAUGGAAAAGUUGAUGUUGAUGUCUCAGCACCUAAACCAGAUGGCUCCCUGUCAGCAGGUGGAGGAAUUGGUGGGGUAUUGGGAGGCCUUGGUGGGGGAUUUGGAGGCCUUGGUGGAAUUGGAGAUGGAAAAGUUGAUGUUGAUGUCUCAGCACCUAAACCAGAUGGCUCACUGUCAGCAGGUGGAGGAAUUGGUGGGGGAUUUGGAGGCCUUGGUGGAAUUGGAGAUGGAAAAGUUGAUGUUGAUGUCUCAGCACCUAAACCAGAUGGCUCACUGUCAGCAGGUGGAGGAAUCGGUGGGGGAUUUGGAGGCCUUGGUGGAAUUGGAGAUGGAAAAGUUGAUGUUGAUGUCUCAGCACCUAAACCAGAUGGCUCACUGUCAGCAGGUGGUGGAAUUGGUGGGGUAUUUGGAGGCCUUGGUGGAAUUGGAGAUGGAAAAGUUGAUGUUGAUGUCUCAGCUCCUAAACCAGAUGGCUCACUGUCAAUAGGUGGAGGAAUUGGUGGGGGAUUUGG
Molecule: messenger RNA, 715 nt
Organism: Patiria miniata (bat star)
Lineage: Eukaryota; Metazoa; Echinodermata; Asteroidea; Valvatida; Asterinidae
Exons: 2
Coding region: 82-690 (202 amino acids)
Source: RefSeq, a predicted model, not a curated record